AUGCCGGCCCUCCCUCCGUCCGAGCCCGCCUACCGAGAACAAAGAAGACAGAAAGUUGAAGAAUAUCUGUCAAGAAAAAAGACCUUUUCUGGUGUGCCCAUUCAAGAAAACCAGACAUCAAUCAGUAGCAGAACUAGGAGUGCAACUAGCAGUAAACUGCAAGACAAAAUACAGCUCUCAGCAUCUCCAGAGCCAAAAAUGGAAAAUAAAGAGAAUGCUAAUAAACUGUCAUGGGAUCAAUCAAGCGAAACCGCAGAAAAAAACAUUAUUUUCAACUCUUCCACCAUCACACUGACAAAUUCUGUACCAGGCACCAACUAUAGUACUGAAGAUCAUGAAGCCACUGACAUAAAAUCUCAGCAUAUGUCACUCAGCAAGUCCUUCUUGCAAGUAAAACGCAGAAAAGAGAAGCAACUGAUUGCAGAAAAACAAAAUUCAACUGUCAGCCUUCCAAAGAAACCAGUGCUUGGUACAUACCGUGGCAAAGUUAUCCAAUCCAAGAUAAACUCCUUCCGAAAGACACCAAAAAGUGAGGUGGAAGAGAGUUCUUUGCCAGACAAGAAGCUCCUUCCUUCUGCUGCCAAACGAGCAGCAAGUUCUUUGUCCACGGACAGCUCUGGUAUAGUUCUGAAGACCAUGAAAAUCACAAACCACCGGAAUUCUGUAAAACCAAAUGGUAUCCUCCCACUCCAGGGUGAACCAACUGACAAAGCUGCUAUUAACUCACAGUCUCAUCUGAAGAAACAGCAACUGACAUCUGCUGUAGCACUAAAGAAAGUAACAAUCCAAAAAAGGGUGGGUGGAUGGGGACCACAGCCAACGAAGGCUGCUUCUAACAUUUCUGACCGCAGAGUACUAGGAGUGAAGAAAUGUACAGAUGCAAGACCAGGAGCUUCAGCAAAAACAAUUUCUGUUGAUCCUGCUACAAAGUUGGGACAGAAUUCUAAAACUAAUGGCAACAGAAAAUCUGUUCUGCCAAAAGAGUCAGCGGAAGAGAGAAGAGCUCGCUUGGAUGAAUGGAGGGCAUCGAGAGGAAAAGUUAUGAGGAGACCUCCUAUAUCUGCACUUCUGGGACCCCACUCUAAAAGUGAAGAACAAGAAUUCUCCUCUGGGGAUUCUCUAGAGCGUGUAUUACGUAAUGAAAAGGUCAACAAGACUCUUGAAGAAUGUCUGCAGUUAACUGAACAGGGAUGUCAAGGUGAUGAAAUACGUGCGAAGUUGGAAGAUCUGACACAGGGCAUUCCUGGGGAAAAAAAGCUUGCAAAAUAUUGGAUCUGUUGUAUGCGUCUUGAACAGAUGGGCCCUGUUGAAAAGAUAAUUGCUGUCUUUGAGGAGGCCAUUUUGGAAGGAGCAAUGCCUAAAGAUGAACUACGACAUGCACUAAUAGAUAGCAUGAAAAAUAAUGAAAGCCUUUUCAGGUCUGAGGAUGGGGGAACUGUAAUACAAACUAAUUUAAGUGAUGCAGUGAAAGUCAGCAAGGAACCAAAUUCACCUGUAGAGCAGGCUGGGGAGGCUUCCAAGGAUCUCGGCUCUGAUGACCAAAAAGCAGAAAGUGAUGACAUAAAGGUAGAGACUAACAGUGAAGUGAUCAAAAAAGAAGAAACUGAUUUAGAUUUGAAACCAAGAGAAGAGAUCUUGCCAAAAAAGAAGAAAAAGAACAAGACUAAAGAAUCUAAGAAAAAGAAAGGAAAAAGUGGAACAGAAGAGCUGAAUGAGGAUGGGGUAAAAGAUGCAGUCCAAGCAGUUAAUUCUCUUGAGAAGGAGGAUGACACAUCUUAUUUAAUGAGACACAAUCCACCUACCACACCAUACUUGGAGAGUGUGAAGAUGCAACAUGAGGCAAAUUACUCCAGUGCUAAAGGCCUGAAAAUUGUAACUCCCUUGCGAUAUUCUCAACGCAUUCGGGAGAAGAUGUGUAAGCCGUCUGACGCUGUUAAAGAUCACGAUCCAUGUGUCUUGUCAUGGGAACAGCUGGGAGAUCUGGAAUCACAAGACACUGCAUUUAUCCACAAAGAGAGCAAUGCACUCAAAGAAACAAGUGCUGAAGUAGAAGAGUAA
Molecule: messenger RNA, 2058 nt
Organism: Chaetura pelagica (chimney swift)
Lineage: Eukaryota; Metazoa; Chordata; Aves; Apodiformes; Apodidae
Gene: CKAP2
Product: cytoskeleton associated protein 2
Exons: 10
Coding region: 1-2058 (685 amino acids)
Biological process (GO): negative regulation of microtubule depolymerization
Cellular component (GO): microtubule cytoskeleton
Source: RefSeq, a predicted model, not a curated record